This is a messenger RNA of Diaporthe amygdali, 1368 nucleotides long. RefSeq lists its product as uncharacterized. The record is from RefSeq and is a predicted model, not a curated record. The coding region runs from base 1 to 1368 and encodes 455 amino acids. Gene Ontology annotation, molecular function: zinc ion binding. Lineage: Eukaryota; Fungi; Ascomycota; Sordariomycetes; Diaporthales; Diaporthaceae. The transcript is spliced from 3 exons.
AUGCCAUACAAGACCCCAUCCAGAAGGGGGGCGUCGGCCAAGAAGCCGUUUACGCCUCGCAAGAGAGGUCUCUUCGAAGACGGCCAAUGGCUCUGUGAGGCCCACCUCCCCACCGCAUGCGAAUGCACACCGCGGAAGCCGGCUCUCUGCCUGACAGUGAAGAAGGACAGUCCGAACAAGGGCAAGCGGUUCUACACAUGCCAGGAAAACCCCAAGAAAUGCGACUUCUUCCUCUGGGGCAUCUCGAGUCGCUAUAUGAGCACCUCAGCUUACAUCAGAUUCAGGGAGGAAGAAGCAAUGAAGCGCGAGCGCGACGCCCUUCUGCUUCACAACUGUAAUUCUGAAAACGGCAUCACCACCAACGUGCGGGCCAAGACCCCCGAGCCCGCACCACCUCUGAACCUGCCUGCACCCAAGCCGGCCGCGCCGACCAUUUCUCAGUACUUCGAGAGGCCCGGCGCACCCAAACAGAGGAUUUUCAAAGGGCUCGAUGAACCACGACAGGUUCACCCCUCACAGUCUAGCGACACGGAUGACGAGAUGAACGUGCCGGAGCCCAGCCAAACGCUCCGCGGAUCGAGCUCGUCUAAGUCACUCAGCACCGACGCGGCAGCGGCAGACGCUGGUAGGUACGGCUCUGGGUUGCAGGCGCGGUACGGCGGGGGAGCUCCGGUAACGCCGACGGCAAAGCGGAAGCGGGGCAUCUUCCUGGAGGACAGCGACGAUGAGUUCGGGGGCGACGACCUUGACGACCCGGAGACGGAGAGGCAGCUCGCCGCCAUCACGGACGAGAGCGCGCGGAAGCAGCAGCGGACGAAGGACGUCUACGAUACGCCCGCCACAAACAAGAGCAACGGCCUCCCAACGCCCGUGAGCAGGAGACCGGGCCUCCUAAUAGCAUCUGAUGAGCGGGAGCGCACGGCGAAGCACCAGCAGCACGCUGGGGCUGGCAACGACGAGGCCCAGUCGCAGGUGCUAGGAGACCCCGAGACGCCUACUCCCUACCGGAAGACCGACGCCCUCGCCGGGUUGAAGACCGCCACCGCAGCGGCAGACAAGUCGCCGGGCAAUGCGGCCGUUCUGGAUGACUACCCCAAGAUCCUGGACGAGGUGCUCUCCCUCCUGGCCCACCAGCCGGUCGCGGAGUCUACGAAGCGGACCUUAAAAGCGGCAAUGGAGCGGCACGAGAUGCGCGUCAAGGGCGUUGUCCGUGGCAGGGAGGCUGCGAGGGCGGGCAUCGCGGAGCGGGAUGCCAGGAUAGGCGAGAUGCAGGACCGCAUCGUGGCGUUGGAGAACGCCAGGAAGAUGGACAGGGAGAGGUUGCGUGAGCUCAGUUCGGGGCUGCUCAAGUUGAGCCAGGAGGAUUGA